AUGGAUGGGUAAUGUUUUAAUUGUUCAUUUAUUUAGGCUACUAAUGGAGGAUCAAUAUACAUGCUAGGAGAUGCUAAUCUUUAUAUUGAAGGGUCCAAAUUUAAAUAAAAUUUGGCUUUAUCUGGCGGUGCAAUAUAUGCAAGCAGAAUAAAAGGAUUGACUAUUAUAAAUUCUGAAUUCCUAUCAAACCGAUGCACAUAAAAUCUUGGUUGCAAUGUUUAUGUAUCUUAUACUGAUAAUGGUAUUCUAAUUGACAAUACUUAGUUUGAGUCAUUAUAAAGCAAUUCAUUUUAUUGUAAAGAGACUAUCUUGAGGAUUACUAGUAGCAGAUUUUACGAUGAAUCUGUUGUGUUAAAAGAAAAUUAAAUGAUACUUUAGGAUUUUUCUGGUGGACUAUACUUGGAGGAAAUGUAUGAUAUUUCAAUGCUUGAUUUAGUUUUCAAAAAUCUAAGAGGCAAAGACGGUGGUGCAAUUUUUAUUUAAGUAUCUGAUACUUUUAAAAAGACAAACUUAUUAGAUAAACCUUAUUCUUUAACAAGAAUUUAAAUAUAGAAUUGCUUAGCUAUGCAAGGUGGAGCGAUAUAUAUUCAUAAUGUCAAAAAGUUGAAUCUGAUAGAUUCCUAAGUAAAAAAUAAUCAUGCUUUACAAAAAGGUGGUGGAAUUUAUUACUAUUGUUAACAGGAUAAGUUAAUUGAAUGUUCAUUAGAUUUAGGAGUAAGUACUCAAAUUACAGAAAAUAUUGCUGAAAUUCAAGGAGGGGGAAUCUUUUGGAACUUUCAAGAACCAAUAGGAGGAAUGGUUUAUAAAAACAAAGCAUAUCUUUAUGGCAAUAACUACUCUGGUGUCGGAUUUCAAAUAAAGCAGUAUAAUUCGAAAUCUAAUACAACACUGGAGUAAACUUAAAUUAUCGCACCCCAAUCGAGAAGUGGAGGGGAAGUAGAAGCAUUUUAUGUAGUUCUUGUAGAUAAAUACGGAGAAGUAAUGAGAUUAGAUAGCACCUCAAAGAUUUCUCUGAAUGUUAUCUCUAAGAAAAGAAACUUGAGAUAGACAAAUUUUACCACAUCAAUCAGUGGAAUCACAACAUUUUACGCAUAGAAUGGGACAUUUAAUAUUUCAGGAUUAAUAAUUUUAGGAGGGCCAAAUUAAACUUCGGAAUUUACACUUACUUCAAAUGGGAUAGACAUGAAUAUCCCUGAUAACUUUAAUACUUAUAAAACUUUGAAAGAAUAUCAGAUUUAAGUAGUCAUUAAACUAAGAUCUUGCAAAUCUGGAGAAGGCUUGUCUGAUAGUGGUGAGUGUUUUGAUUGUCCAGUAGGAUUUUAUUUGAUCGAGCCACCAUUCUUUCCAACUGAUUGCUUAGAAUGCAAUAGUGUUAAAGCAAUAUGUCUUGGAGGAGAUAGAAUAGGUCCUAAACCUGGAUUUUGGAGAAAAAGUAAUCUAACUAAUAACUUUCAAAAUUGCCCAAAAACAGAGGCUUGUUUAGGAAUGCUAGCCCCAGAUUAUAAUCCAAGAGGUGAAUGUCUCUCUUAAUACCUUGGGCCACUAUGCUCUGUUUGCAUGCCUGGCUAUUAAAAAAAUGGUGAGAUAGAAUGUAGUAGAUGUCCAGAGCUCUAUUUAAAUAUUAUGAGAAUUAUUGCGAUUGUAACUUUCCUAGUUUUUAUGAUAACUAUGAUGGUAAGAUCAAACUAUAAUUCUGCUAAUACAAAAAAGAUCCAUUCAGUUUAUUUUAAGAUAUUCAUGAAUCAUCUUCAAUUAUUGGUGCUCUGCUCUUAAUUUGACUUUCAAUGGCCUAGUUAUGUGAAGGCAUUCUUUGAUAGUCCAUCUCCAAUAGCCUCAUCCUCAGAAUAAAUUGUAUCAAUUGAUUGCUUUAUAGAUAGAAGAGAGUCAAAUACAGUUGAUAGGAAUUAGAUAAACGCAGAUUUAUAGGAAUGGAGAAUAAUCUACUCAAAAAUAACAUUUUUAUCUUUGCUACCUAUAUAUUGUGCAAUAAAUAUAGCAGCCGUCUUAUAUGUCUACUUAAAAUAUAAGAAUCUAUAUGGAGAAUUUGAGUCAUUUUUUAUGUCAACCAAUGUUGUUAUCUUCUUCUUGUUUCAUCCUACGAUUACUCAAUAUAUGAUAAAUAUGUUUAAGUAAGAGAAAAUAUUCCAUAAUUAAAUAUAGUUGUCCAAAUUAUGA
Messenger RNA from Stylonychia lemnae, 2175 nucleotides. Lineage: Eukaryota; Ciliophora; Spirotrichea; Sporadotrichida; Oxytrichidae. The record is from the annotation of a GenBank genome assembly.